AUGGAUCGCCUCAAACAGCAGGAGCGCACAGUGCUAGAGGAGGAAGAACGCGCGGAGGAGUACUUUGUGGCCGCGAAAGAAGCGCUGGAGAAGGCGGAGAGGUGGAAGGAACGGGUUGCCGGACAAGCAGAAAGGAACCUCGAGUUGAUAUUUCAAAGGCGCAGAAGUCUGGAGCUCGCAACGAGUGCCGAAGAUCCUGCGAAUAUAUCCUUGAAGGAACGCGCACGUAAAGACAAUCGCAAAGGCAUGGCCAGGCCGAUCAAUGUAAUGAGUGCACUCAGGGGCGGGCAAACAUCCCGAAUGUUCGAUACACGCGAUAUGCUUCCUGCGAAGGCUAGGGAACGCAACAAGGCAGACAGCGUUGCAAGCGUUGACACAGAAUCGUUGGAGUCUAUCGAUGGGAACGAUGAACGCGAGAAACAGACAUCGGUCAACCCUGACGACGGCCAAGCUGAAGCUACGGACAUGGUCAGCCCACAGAUCUUAAGAGCCAGGUCCGAAUCGCUGCUCAGUGAAAUUGCGGUCUUCCGGCCCAGCACUCCCACCGAAGUCGAAAAACGGGAUAACAAGGAUGCCACCAUACCAGCACCCAGCGUUGGUGCACCGUCUGUACUCGACGAGAAUGAGGCGUUUCCACCGUCGAUUGAAGCGGAAUCCGCGGAUGAUAAUUCGGACAGCCAAAGUGAAAUGGACCCACCUUCAAAUAGAAGAGAUGCUUCUCUCGAAUCAACAUGGGCAACAUCAGAAGGCGAAGGGCUCUUCGUGAGCGAGGCUAGAAGGCCGAGAGUAGUCUUAGCGGAAGGCACCAUUGUUGGCCAUGGUAAGGAGACCUCACUGCCGACUCCACGGUCCCAGUCGCCAGUUCUGAAGGUCCAGCCAGGUCCAGUAAAACGACCAUCCGGAAAGCCUCAUACGCCGGGACGAAAGCGUAAGCGCAAUGUCGAAGAUACUUCGUCAUUACCACCACCACCAACACCAACACCACGACCGAAGAAGAAGAGAAAGGCCAAUCAGACAAAGGCUAGCAAAUGGCCAAGAUGA
Zymoseptoria tritici IPO323 is the source of this 1041-nucleotide messenger RNA. RefSeq lists its product as uncharacterized. NCBI's taxonomy places the organism in Eukaryota, Fungi, Ascomycota, Dothideomycetes, Mycosphaerellales, Mycosphaerellaceae. The record is from RefSeq and is a predicted model, not a curated record. The coding region runs from base 1 to 1041 and encodes 346 amino acids. The transcript is spliced from 2 exons.